This is a messenger RNA of Staurois parvus, 342 nucleotides long. Lineage: Eukaryota; Metazoa; Chordata; Amphibia; Anura; Ranidae. The record is from the annotation of a GenBank genome assembly.
GUGGGCACAGGUGGGUGGCACUGGUGGGCACAGGUGGGUGGGCACAGGUGGGUGGCACUGCUGGGCACAGGUAGGUGGCACUUCUGGGCACAGGUGGGUGCACUGCUGGGCACAGGUGGGUGCACUGCUGGGCACAGGUGGGUGGAGCUAGUGGGCGCACUGCUGGGCACAGUUGGGCGGAACUUGUGGGUGGCACUGCUGGGCACCGAUCAUCAGGGCACUGAUCAUCAGUGCCCUGAUGAUCGGUGCCGAUCCUCGCUCUGACAACUGCCGGUUCUCGGCAGUACUUUCCUCACGAUCUGACAGCGUGAGGAAAGUGCAGCCGAGAACCGGCACUUGCAU